This is a messenger RNA of Macrobrachium nipponense, 1899 nucleotides long. RefSeq names its product ribosomal L1 domain-containing protein 1-like. Lineage: Eukaryota; Metazoa; Arthropoda; Malacostraca; Decapoda; Palaemonidae. The transcript is spliced from 10 exons. The coding region runs from base 169 to 1791 and encodes 540 amino acids. The record is from RefSeq and is a predicted model, not a curated record.
UUAUGAAACGAGGAGACCGGAUAAAGUUCCUUUGCAAACGUAAACACGUGUACGGUAACUGGGAGCUGUGCAUAACCAAGUGAAAGAACUGUGUGAAAAUAGAAAACCCAAAGAGAUGCUUAGAAUCUGAUCAUUUAACAAUAGCAGAACAAGUGAUAAUCUAGCAGUAUGACAACUGUGUCUGCAAAGAAGGUGGGAAAGAAAUUGAAGAAAGGAAAAUCAAAGAAGGCCUUGCAAGUUCCUACAAGUUUGGAAGGUGAAAUGGGAGUCAUAGCAGAUGGAACAGUAGCUUCCAAAGAGUUAGAUCCACCAGUAGUUACCAAGAAGAAGAAGAAGAAGAAGAAUAAGAUUGUAAAUAAAAAUGCAGUAAUAGAGGAGGAAUCGGUAAAUAAAAAUGCAGCAAUAGGGGAGGAACUGGAAGUAGGCUGUGGCAUUAAAACCAAAAUUCUAGAACAAGCAGUUGAAGGAGUAAGACAUUUAGAAAACCAACGACUUACAAGCCAACUAAAGAAAGAUUUGCUAGAUGAUGAUAGUGAAGAGAGUAUAAUCUAUUUACAAGUUGCCAUGGUGAAAGUUGCAAAACCACUUCAUCAAACACCACAUAUUGUUCGUCCUGUGAAAAUGAAAGUAUUGUUACCUAAUCCAGUGGUCAACAGCAGUACAGAUGUUCUUUUAAUAACAAAAGAUAGUGAAGAUGGGCGAGAUGUCCGUGACGAUCAUUCUGAAAAUCUUUACCAUUAUCAGCGAAUGUUGAAACUCUGUGGUGCUGCUCGUCAUAUCAGUGAGGUGGUCACAUUGAGGCAGUUGAAAGCAGAGUUCAAAGAAUAUGAAGCAAAGAGGCAUCUUGCAAAUCGGACUGAUGUUGUUCUCUGUGAUGACACCAUUGUUCGUCGCAUUCCAAUGUUCUUGGGCAAACAUUUUUAUGGGAAACGAAAGUUCCCAAUACCAGUAAACUUGAAGGCAAAAAAUCUUCUGUCAGAGAUUGAACGAUGUUUACGUGUACAGAUUCUGUGCUUACCAAUGAAAGGAAACUCCGGUAUAAUGAAGAUUGGCUGUUUUAGUCAGAGCAACAAAAUGAUUGUUGAAAACAUUCAGGAAGCGGUUCAGAAAAUGUUAAAGCAGUUCCCAGGCGGAUGGAACAAUGUUCAAGCCUUGUACUUGAAGACUGAGAGAUCCAAGUCAGUGCCCUUCUAUGCUAAAUUAAGGUCUCCAAAUGAUAUCCAAAAUAUUACGUCUAAGCCAUUAUCAAAGAAACAGGUGGUUUAUGAUGAGGUUACAUCGGCAGGUGGACACACAUUCACUGUCUAUCCAGAUAACACUGUUAGAUUUACGGGAAGAUAUUCAGAGGCGAGGAGCAUGAGACGGAGAAGAAAAGAGGAAGCUCUGGAGAAGCAACAGUCAGAAGAAAAAACAUCCAAUGUGAGAAAGAAAAAUAAAAGAUCCUUGAAAGCUGCUGAUGAAGAGGUUGGUAAGAAGAAGAAUGUAGGAGCAGAUGAUAAUGGUGUUGCUGAACCUGCAAAGAAAAAGAAAAAGACAUCUGCCAGUACUGAUGAAAAAGCCUCAAUGAAAAAGAACAAAAAACAAGAUAAAAAGAGUAAAAAGGUAAAGGAUGAGCUUGAUUCAGAUGUGGAAGAUGAAAAACGGCUUAAUAAAAUGGAAGUAGAUUAUCUGAAGAGGUUGAAAUCUGGAGUAGAAGAUGAGCAGGUGAAAAAUGUACCAUCCGAUGAUGAGUACGAUGAUUGGGCAGAAGGCAGUGACGAAGACUUGGAAGACUUAGAAGAGGAUGACUGAUUUUAAUCUGCAGUGGUUUCAUGCUUGUAGGUUUACUGAGUAUGACAAUUGUUUCAAGCAGAUAUAUUAAUACUGGAUGUAUGCUAUAAUAAAUAACUUUUGGCCUAA